Bactrocera oleae (olive fruit fly) is the source of this 2288-nucleotide messenger RNA. RefSeq lists its product as uncharacterized. The record is from RefSeq and is a predicted model, not a curated record. NCBI's taxonomy places the organism in Eukaryota, Metazoa, Arthropoda, Insecta, Diptera, Tephritidae.
GCAAGCGUUUUCAAUUUCGUUCAGUUGCUUUUCGGUUCGUGAAGUGAUCUGCCGCAUACCAAAAAACGCGUCCGUUGCACAUUUUCAAAAAGCCGUCUUGGAAAAUUACAAACGUUUCAGGUUUCCUGUAUUCCAACUGCGUUCAACUUAAUUAUUGGCGAAUUAAACCAAAAUUCGAAGCAUACAACGCAUGCGCAGCUAUCAACACAUCGCAAUGUUGUCGCCAACACCAGCACGCGCAAUGAAAGCAACAACAAUAGCAAAGACAACCACUUCACUAGUCACAUUUGUACUUCUUCUACUACUCUCAUUAAACGGCAGCGACGCGCAAACGCAAGCGCUUUCGCGAAACCAAAAUGCAGAGAUAACCGGCAAACCAACCAUCUACAAGCCUGCCGUUAUACGCACGGAACUACGCUUUGGACGUAACCUGGAUCCGGAAAAGGUGCGCGUCGUCAAUUUGAAAUCCAACACCGGCGACAACGUCGAAAUUUUGGUUGGUAAAGACUCGAGACGCGGACGACUUGAUGAUGCAACAAGUAGCUUCUUUGUGCGUAGCGCCGAUGUACGCAAACCAACGCCACGCCCGCAGAAUGCCAAACCCUCCGUAAUUAGUUUCCAACAUACGCCAGCGUUGUUGAAACAAGUGGAACUGGCGCGUCAAAGCAGAGAUUACCAAGAGCGCAAGGCCGAAGCUGAAGCUCGUCAAGUGCUAAAAAUACAAAAUGCCUUGCGUCAAACUGACAGUACGCCGCCCACUAGCGGCAGAGCGCAAUAUGCACGCGGUUUACAAUUUCGUGACGAGCCACAAUGGCAACGUCAGCAUCUUGUGACGCAACAGCGCGCCGCCGAUGAACUCAGAUUUAUGUCGCCGGACGCACAAAAGUUUGGAGGCCCCAUCAACUAUAUACCCAUUGCGCAGAGUACAAAUACCAAUAACAAGAGCUUCUCAUUUCCCUCCGAAGCCGCCACCUCACGCAGUCAACCCAUCGCUCGCUCUUGGCAACCGCUGGAGUCCGUGAGCGCGCCACAUGCACGCAACAUGCGUCAAGCGCCCGACCUGUACAACAACAAUGCUGGCACAUAUCCACUCGGAAAUGGCUACAGCUUCCGUCCCAUCUUCAAUGCCGCUCUACGCUCUGUUGCCGAGUAUUAUACAAAUACCGCAAGUAAUCAGGAUACUGCACGUCGUGCCACGCGCCCUAAGAAUAUCAUCACCAAAGAUGACUAUGUGGUGGCGAGCAUGAAAAAGACCACCUAUAUACCCGCAGCUGUAGUGUUGACCUCAUCUACAGCCGUCAUGCCAGCCAAUAGUAAUAGUAACACUAAAACUAACACAAAUUUCGACAGAAACAAUUACAAUAACCAAUACAAUAGCAAAAAAUUGACCAAUCAAUAUACUAAUACUUACAAAACACCCUCUCCAAAGCAUCCAAAAGUGCCCAAAUUGAGAGACACACCAACGAAUCAGUAUGCUGCUGCUUCAGCGCCCACCUCAACGAUCGUUGACGGUCCAGCGGUAACAGUUAUUGAAGGUGUACGUGUGCCCGAUGCGCCCGAGGACAAAGUUAGAACCUGGCGAAAUGCGCGUGUGCUGAACAACAAGCUCGUACCUUACCCGGAUGGUUAUACGCCACCAAAAGUGCAGAUUCAGCAUUUUGAUAGAUGAGUGCAUGAACGCACGUGACCACUGCAUAACUAUAGUUAUUUAACUGCCAAAAAUGAAAAUGAUUUCCGAUUAUUUCAAUUACUUCGUGAUUACACUUUACCUUUGGCAUAGCUGAGCGAAAAAAGAGGAAUAGUAGUGAGUGAGUGUGUUUCAACCAACAACCAAUUAGUUAAUUAUCCUAUGUUCUACAUUAAUACUUGUUAAAAAAAAACAGCAAAUUGACUAAAUGAAUCGCCUACCUGAAAUGCCUAUAAGAGUUCAUUAAAAUUUUACGAGCGAAGCUAUCGUUUUUAUAAACAUUGUUGUUGCACACUUUUUGUAAUUUAUUUAUGUAUAUUUUAAAUAUUUAAUUUAAGAAAGCUACAGGCAAAUAAAAACUAAAAGAAUUUAUCAUUUUUAGUCAUAAGAUAUUGUUUCUUUUUAUGUAAAAUAAGUGGCAUCCCUUUUAUUUUCAAACUAUUUAUAACAUCUAUAUAUUUCUAAGCAACUGCCGAAGGCAAUUAACGACAGUUUUAAAUAAUAUUAUUUUAUUAAAUAUUAUAUAAACAUGCAUACAUAUGUGUUAGUAAUUAAGUUAUGAAUAAAAACCUUUUUGUUUCCCUCCUUUUCUGUUAAUCUA